AGAUUGGCGCAGAGGAAUGGAGGGAACGUACAGUUGCCUUUCUCCCGCGCCAUGGCCGCUGCUUCAAACCUCCCUCCUCUUCUCUCCUUUCCCUGCAGUACCAGGGUCCCGCGCGCAUGGCGUCUCCGGCAUCAGCCGAUGGUUUUCCGGCACUCUUGUCCACCGAUCCGCCGGAGAAUUGCCCGGUCGGCCUAUAUUUCCCCUCCUGUCUCCGAUCCCAACGUCGGGAAGAUCGACGACGAUCGGCCGUCGACGGGCUCUAGGUUCUCCGGUGUUGCGUCGGAGACCGCGAUUAGUUGGGGGCUCUUGUGGAGCUUGCUGAGCAAGCAGAAGCGGGGGCUUGCCGUCGCCUUCGUUUCUCUUCUGGGAUGCACGACGUGCACCCUCUCGAUGCCGAUUUUGUCUGGGAGGUUCUUUGAGGUGCUUGUGGGAAGGAGGACGGAGCCACUGUUGGAGUUGCUUGCAAAGGUUGGGGUUCUGUAUGUGCUGGAGCCGGUCUUCACUGUUAUCUUUGUUGUGAACAUGAGUGGCAUCUGGGAGAAAGUCAUGACGGCACUGCGAGCCCGGGUUUUCCGGAGGAUACUUGUUCAGAAGGUGGAGUUUUUUGACCGAUAUAAGGUUGGGGAGCUGACAGGUUUGCUCACUUCUGAUUUGGGUUCCCUAAAAGAUAUUGUUAGUGAAAACAUCUCAAGGGAUCGUGGGUUUAGAGCCUUCUCUGAGAUUCUGGGAACAAUAUGCAUACUUUUCUCACUGUCGGCCCAGCUUGCUCCAGUUUUGGGCUUCUUAAUGCUUUCAGUAUCCAUCCUUGUGGCUGUUUACAAGCGGUCAACUGUCCCCGUAUUCAAGUCUCAUGGGAUGGCUCAAGCUCAUAUUUCUGACUGCGCAACCGAAACAUUUUCUGCUAUUCGAACGGUGAGAUCUUUUGGUGGUGAGAAACGACAGAUGUCAAUGUUUGCUAAUCAGGUUCUUGCAUACCAAGCCAGUGGGAUGAAGCUUGGAACUUUGAAAUCUGCCAAUGAGUCUCUAACAAGAAUAAUGGUCUAUGUCUCAUUGAUGGCUUUGUAUUUUCUUGGUGGACACAAAGUGAAGGCUGGUGAACUCUCUGUUGGAACAAUGGCAUCUUUUAUUGGUUACACGUUCACUUUGACUUUUGCUGUUCAAGGUGGUGUAAACACAAUUGGUGAUCUGCGUGGAACUUUUGCAGCCAUUGAAAGGAUUAAUUCUGUUUUAUCUGGUAAAGAAACAGAUGAAUCAUUGGCUUAUGGCAUAGAAAAAGAUAUCCGAGGCAAGAGGUUAGAUAAUGAGAAUCUUGAUUUGCUCUAUGGAAAUGAUUCUGUUGAACAAAUUCAGUCACGAGGUGGGCAUGUUAGAACGGCAUUGAAAUCAAGCACUGACUCUUGCAAUGUGGCUUGGUCUGGUGACAUAUGUCUUGAAGAUGUAACUUUCUCGUAUCCAUUGAGAUCUGAUGUGGGUGUCUUGAAUGGGUUGAACCUAACACUGAAGUGUGGAAAAGUAACAGCUCUUGUUGGUCCUAGUGGUGCUGGAAAAAGUACAAUUGUGCAAUUAUUGGCACGCUUCUAUGAGCCAAUCAAAGGUCGGGUUACAGUGGCAGGUGAAGAUGUCCGGACAUUUGAUAAGAGUGAAUGGGCUCAAGUUAUUUCCAUAGUGAAUCAGGAGCCAGUUCUGUUCUCAGUUUCAGUUGGAGAAAACAUUGCAUAUGGACUGCCGGAUGAAAAUGUUUCCAAAGAGGAUGUUGUGAAAGCUGCCAAGGCUGCAAAUGCCCAUGAAUUUAUAGUUUCCCUCCCACAGGGCUAUGAUACACUUGUUGGUGAACGUGGGAGCUUGCUAAGUGGAGGUCAGAGACAGAGAAUCGCAAUUGCUCGAGCACUUCUGAAAAAUGCUCCAAUUCUAAUACUUGAUGAGGCAACCAGUGCGCUAGAUGCUGUUAGUGAGCGCCUUGUCCAGGAUGCUCUCAACCAUCUGAUGAAAGGAAGGACAACCCUGGUGAUUGCUCAUAGACUAAGUACAGUUCAGAAUGCUGAUCAGAUUGCUGUAUGUGUGGAUGGCAAGAUCGUCGAACUGGGAACUCAUUCAGAGCUGAUUGCUCUGAAUGGUCAGUAUGCAACACUGGUUGGGACUCAGAGGCUUGCCUUCAAAUAAGCCUGCAACCGAACACUGGUUGGGACCCAGUUUUCUGCUUGCGCAGUAUCUGCUAAGCAUAAGCAUAGCUUGCCAUUAUGCUUCUUCUGAAUGAUGAGCAUCUCUUUUGCUCUGCUCCAAGGCCAUGCAGCCAACGAGCAUUUCCUUUUUGCCUGCAUUGUGAUGAGAAAAGUUUGUUAUACAUGACACUGAUUUAUAAUAAGAUGACGAUAGAAGACCUAAUGUAAUAAGAUUGAUAUCAGUUAUUAGAGUCUGGGAAUGUUGUAAAACAUGAA
Messenger RNA from Nymphaea colorata (pocket water lily), 2435 nucleotides. RefSeq names its product ABC transporter B family member 28. The record is from RefSeq and is a predicted model, not a curated record. Gene Ontology annotation, cellular component: membrane. Gene Ontology annotation, molecular function: ATP hydrolysis activity; ATP binding; ABC-type oligopeptide transporter activity. The transcript has 16 exons. Gene Ontology annotation, biological process: transmembrane transport. Lineage: Eukaryota; Viridiplantae; Streptophyta; Magnoliopsida; Nymphaeales; Nymphaeaceae. Bases 52 to 2160 code for a protein of 702 amino acids.